CUCUUUCUUUGCACUUCCGUGAUCUCACUAGAACAAACCAACGAACAUCCAGAUUAAAAUUUAAAAAAAAAAGAAUGAGAAAUUUGCGGUUUGUUUUCUCUCAUUUAACUCGGAUCCAUAAAACGCUUCUUCCAAAUCCAAUCGUUUCCUCAUCCAUCCAAUCUUCGAGCAGCGUUAACCUUGCUCCAAGACGAAAUUAUUCCACCCCAUCAAAACAACCCACCAAGCAAGAUCCUUCCGAAAAUUUCUCCAAAAUCGUCGAUGAAAUCUCGGGUUUGACUCUACUCGAAGUCAUGGACUUGACCGAAGUCCUCCGCCAAAAAAUGGAUAUUAAAGAGAUGCCGAUAAUGGCAGUGAUGAUGCCCGGGAUGGGAUUCGGUGGGGCCAUGAAAGGGGCCGGGAAAGGUGGGGAUGCUGGGCCUGGGAAAGUGGAAGAUAAGAAAGAGGAAAAGAUGGUUUUCGAUGUGAAGCUCGAAGGGUUCGAUGCGGCGACUAAGAUCAAGGUUAUUAAGGAAGUUAGAGGGUUUACAGAUUUGGGGUUGAAAGAAGCUAAAGAUUUGGUGGAAAAGGCGCCUACUUUGUUAAAGAAAGGGAUCACUAAAGAGGAAGCUGAGAAGAUUAUUCUGAAGAUGAAAGAGGUUGGAGCUAAAGUCUCCAUGGAGUGAGAUUUUCUCCGAGGAAAAUGGGACAAAAGAAGUGUAUGGCAUUUUCAGAUGGUUUAUGAAAAUGCAGAGUAACUGAUUUUGAUGUAUGAUGCUUACGGUCAGGUGAAGGGGGAUCAAUUUGGGGAUUCUUGAUAAAGCAGAACGUCCAGGAAAAAAAAACUGAUAUGCUUUGCUGCUGAAUUCUCAUUUUCAUUGAUCAUCACUAAAAUUUUUUAUUCUAAACCAGCUG
Hibiscus syriacus is the source of this 894-nucleotide messenger RNA. RefSeq names its product 50S ribosomal protein L7/L12-like. NCBI's taxonomy places the organism in Eukaryota, Viridiplantae, Streptophyta, Magnoliopsida, Malvales, Malvaceae. The coding region runs from base 75 to 665 and encodes 196 amino acids. Gene Ontology annotation, cellular component: ribosome. Gene Ontology annotation, biological process: translation. The transcript has 2 exons. The record is from RefSeq and is a predicted model, not a curated record. Gene Ontology annotation, molecular function: structural constituent of ribosome.